AUGCCCUUGGUCACUAACCUCAUUGACGACAAGUCUCCGCUCAUUCUCUACGAUUCAACUUGGACGCCUGGAAACAGUGCAGGAGAUGCUUAUGAAGACCAGUAUUAUCUCGGGACGUUUACCACCAACAGCGUAACGAACGGAGCAGUAUCGCUUUCGUUUAAUGGAACUGGCGUUUGGAUAUAUGGCGCUAAAAGAAGCAACUACAACACCUAUACCGUUCAACUCGAUAGUGCUACCUACGGACCUUACGAUGGAUACUAUCCUACUCAAGAAUUCCUGCAAGUCCUCUUCAACCAGACCGGUCUCACGCAGGGAAUGCACAACUUGACCUUGACAAACACAGGCACAAACGGUACUUACGUUGACAUUGAUCUGGUUGGUAUCCUCUUUCUUUCCUCUCCUUUCAGUGAUGUUGAGAAUGAGAUGGGAAUUCAGAUCGUUUGGCAGUCUGAAGUCGGGAGCAGUAACCAGGAAUUAAUCACGGAAACGGUUCAAAACACAGACCCACGUUUCCAAUUCCUGGAUUCGGCUUGGACAUCCCCCUCUAACGUCAACUUCUACAGUAAUGGAACCGGGCAAUGUACGGGAACGAACGCGGCGAAUGCGGUGCUCACUUUUACAGUGAGAUGGUCACGCUGUUCGGCGCAACCUCGACUUCCACCGGGCCCUACAUCGUUCAGAUGGACAAGGGGAAAUCCGUCCGACUAUAACGGGACGACUUUCCUUCCCUACUACGGAGUCACUCUUUUCCAUGCGGACAACCUUGAUGCUGGGCAACAUAGUCUCACUAUCACGAACGCUCCUGCAUCACCGGGGCAACAAUUGUGUAUCGAUUAUGCCCUGGUUUCAGAUUUAUCCGAGUAA
Molecule: messenger RNA, 867 nt
Organism: Pisolithus orientalis
Lineage: Eukaryota; Fungi; Basidiomycota; Agaricomycetes; Boletales; Pisolithaceae
Exons: 4
Coding region: 1-867 (288 amino acids)
Source: RefSeq, a predicted model, not a curated record